AUGUCUCUCUUCAGGGCAUUAAAGAAAACCUGCUCAGUAAUCAAAAAGAACCUCUUCUCUAGAGAAACGACUGAAGCAGUGAGAAUGGAAACCACAAAGAUUAAUAUGUCCCGCGUCCCACUGGUCAAUGGAGGCAUCGACACUGCCAUGCUCAAGGCACACAAACCCCGUGUGAUGUCCAAAAGUGGUCACAGCAACGUGCGGAUCGACAAAGUCGAUGGCAUUUACCUACUCUACCUUCAAGACUUGUGGACUACAGUUAUAGACAUGAAAUGGAGGUACAAACUCACCUUAUUUGCUGCUACUUUUGUUAUGACCUGGUUCCUCUUUGGAGUUAUCUACUACGCCAUUGCAUUCCUUCAUGGUGAUUUAGAAAUAAACAAGUUCACCCCAAAGCGUGAGCCGUGUGUCAAGAACGUAGACUCUCUGACUGGGGCAUUCCUCUUCUCCCUGGAGUCGCAGACCACCAUUGGCUAUGGAUUUCGUUUCAUUACAGAGGAGUGUCCUCAUGCCAUUUUCUUACUUGUGGCCCAGCUGGUCAUCACCACCUUGAUUGAAAUCUUCAUCACAGGUACCUUUCUGGCCAAAAUUGCAAGACCUAAAAAAAGGGCAGAGACUAUUAAAUUCAGCCAUUGUGCCGUCAUUACGAAACACAACGGAGAACUUUGCCUGGUGAUUAGAGUAGCAAAUAUGAGGAAGAGCCUUCUGAUACAGUGUCAGCUCUCUGGGAAGCUUCUUCAGACAUAUGAAACCAAAGAAGGGGAGCGGAUCCUGCUGAAUCAAGCCAGUGUCAAGUUCAACGUUGACUCCUCUUCAGAGAGUCCAUUUCUCAUUUUGCCUUUAACCUUCUACCAUAUUUUGGAUGAAAGCAGCCCUUUGAGAGAUCUCACACCUCAGAACCUCAAGGAGAAGGACUUCGAGCUUGUGGUGCUCCUGAACGCCACGGUGGAGUCCACCAGUGCUGUCUGCCAAAGCAGGACUUCCUACAUCCCCGAGGAGAUCCACUGGGGCUACGAGUUCGUGCCUGUGGUUUCUCUCUCUCCAAAUGGAAAGUACGUUGCGGAUUUCAGUCAAUUUGAGAAGAUAAGGAGAAGCACAGAUUCCAUUUUUUAUAGUAUGGACUCUGAAAAGCAAAAACUAGAGGAGAAAUACAGGCAGGAGGAUCAAAGAGAGAGGGAACUGAGAACGAUGCUGUUACAGCAGAGCAAUGUUUGA
This is a messenger RNA of Cariama cristata (Red-legged seriema), 1215 nucleotides long. It is a transcript of the gene KCNJ15, whose product is annotated as potassium inwardly-rectifying channel, subfamily J, member 15. The record is from RefSeq and is a predicted model, not a curated record. Gene Ontology annotation, cellular component: plasma membrane. The transcript is spliced from 2 exons. NCBI's taxonomy places the organism in Eukaryota, Metazoa, Chordata, Aves, Cariamiformes, Cariamidae. Gene Ontology annotation, biological process: regulation of monoatomic ion transmembrane transport; potassium ion import across plasma membrane. The coding region runs from base 1 to 1215 and encodes 404 amino acids. Gene Ontology annotation, molecular function: inward rectifier potassium channel activity.